This is a messenger RNA of Triticum urartu, 1605 nucleotides long. RefSeq lists its product as uncharacterized. Gene Ontology annotation, biological process: regulation of DNA-templated transcription; ethylene-activated signaling pathway. The record is from RefSeq and is a predicted model, not a curated record. NCBI's taxonomy places the organism in Eukaryota, Viridiplantae, Streptophyta, Magnoliopsida, Poales, Poaceae. Gene Ontology annotation, molecular function: DNA binding; DNA-binding transcription factor activity.
AAAUGUUCGAACCGUUGAACGAAAUUAAACGAGAGAGAGAGAGAGAGAGAUCGUAGUAGCUCCCAACCUCACGACGACUCUGCUCUGCUCUGCCAUUUGAAUAGAAAGGUUCGGAGGGAGGCGCUGUUUUUCUGCGCUGGGCGGGCAGCGGGCGACUUUGAUGUGCUUCGACUUCGAGCUGGCGGACCAACGCGGACCGCACGGCAGCGGCGGCCGGACGGUGAAGGGCGAGGGCAGCGCCGGAGCGGCGGCGUCGGGAAUGACGACAAUGGCGAGCCCGGUGGACCUCAUGUCGGGCUACUACCAGGCGCAGGAGAUGUCGACGAUGGUGUCGGCGCUGUCGCGGGUCGUGGCGGAGGACGACCCGUGGGCGCCGUCCGGCUCCGGCGCCGGGCCGGAGGGGUGGGGCUGGGAGGAGCAGCAGGCAAUGCACGCCGGCGCUGGCGGCGGCGGCGGCUACGUCCACGAGCUGGGGAGCUUCCCGUCUUCAGAGUUCGCAGGGUCGGAUCAGAGCUCGGACACCAUGGAGGAACACCGCUCCCGCUCCCCGGCGUCGUCGAACGUGGCGGAGGCGCCGCGCCGGCGGUACCGCGGGGUGCGGCAGCGGCCGUGGGGCAAGUGGGCGGCGGAGAUCCGGGACCCGCACAAGGCGGCGCGCGUCUGGCUCGGCACCUUCGAGACGGCCGAGGCCGCGGCGCGCGCCUACGACGACGCCGCGCUGCGCUUCCGCGGCAGCCGCGCCAAGCUCAACUUCCCCGAGGACGCGCGCCUGCACCCGGCCACCGUCGCCCCCGCCGCCGCGCCGGCCCGGGCGCCGAUCGCCGCGCCGUCGGCCUCGACGCCCGCCAUGUACGCCGGCUCCACCCAGGCCUCCGACUACCUGCGCUACCAGAUGCUCCUGCAGGGCAGAGGCGCCGCCGCCGCCAACCAAGGCAACCUUCUCUCGUUCUACGGCGGGGGCGGGGGCGGGGGCGGCGCCAUGAGCAGCUCGUAUGGCGGCGGCGGCGACGGCGGCACCAUGAGCGGCUUCCUGGGCUCCUACUACUCGUUCCCGUCCUCCUCCGUCUCCGUGGCCACCGUGCCGUCCUCCUCCUCCGCGUCCUCCGCGCCGGGCCACUACUACUCGUCGCCGCACGACUCGCAGCAGCACCAGCAGCAGCAGGGCGACGCGGCGGCGGAGUGGAGCUGGGAGAGCGCGCUGGCGCCGUACCCUGGCACGACGGCGGCGGCCUCCUGGUCCGACUCGAGCCAGCAGCCGUACCACCCGCCGCACACCCAAUAGCGCACCCUUCUUGGACGAAGAUUCUGCGCCGUCUCUGGAAGAAAGAAUAACAAGUUGUGUACGGACGGCGACGGGGACGGGCGCAGCAUCAGCAGCGGCAGCAAGCAGAGGAAGAUCGAGAAAAAAACAAGCGGAGGAUCGAGAAUGAUGGCGUCACUCGUUCACCGAGGGGCGUGUGUUGAUUGACAGCUGUGGGCGUGCUCAUUUUGUUCGUUCCUUGAUUAGUUUGGGUGGGGUCGACCCGUUUUUACUACUUUCUGUUCCGGUUAUUACUGCAAAUUAAGCGAAGAAAUGGAGGUUUGGAUACUUCAGUGGAGGUUUAA